AUGGCGUUGGUGCAAUAUUCGGAUUCAGAGUCUGAGGAAGAUACUUCACAUAGUGAGAUUUCUCCAAGACCAGCCAAGAGACUGCGGCAGGAAAACACUGCCACGCCGGUCUCAUCCCUCCCUCCACUACCGAAAGCCUUCCAUGAUCUAUAUGCAUCGAGCACUCGUAUUAGUGUAAAAGAUGAUCCAAGCCUCCAUGGGGGCCGUAAAAGGGCCAUUCCACACGUUGAAGGAAACUGGCCGACUCAUAUCUAUUUAGAGUGGUAUCCGUCAAGAGGAGAGCUGUCCGUAUUGAGCAAUGUUAUUGCGCAGAUAGAGGGAAAGCUUAGAAAAAGUAAAGUGGAGCUCAAUAGCUUACUGCGAAGUGACCUUGGCGCACAACUCCCACUGCAUAUCAGCCUCUCAAGGCCGGUAGUUCUUCGGACUGAGCAGAGGCAGUCGUUUUUGGAAACCUUUCAAUCCGUCAUUCAAGAUUCAAACAUACGAGCGUUCAAUGCUACAACGGAAGGCUUGCACUGUGUGUCCAAUUAUGAAAAGACACGGUGGUUCUAUGUUCUGCGAGUUAAAAAGCCAGAAAAUGACGCCCUCAACCGCCUUUUGAAACUCUCAAAUCAAUCGCUAGCUUUAUUUAGCCAGCCACCGCUCUAUGAGGCUUCACCGCAUAUCUUGAACGCAGAUGCAAGCUCUAGCACCCUUACACAACGGCGACAAGGUGGUUCUACAGACUACUCCCACUACUUUCACAUCUCUUUGGCUUGGAGCUUGACAGAACCCUCUCCCGAUGAAAGGGAUCAGAUCGCGAAUAUAGAACUUCGAGGACUAAGUGAGUUGAGCGUCUACUUUGACUGCGUGAAGGUGAAAAUCGGUAACAAUAUAACGAGUAUACCGCUUGCUAGUCUACUGGGGUAA
Aspergillus bombycis is the source of this 909-nucleotide messenger RNA. RefSeq names its product HVSL domain-containing protein. The coding region runs from base 1 to 909 and encodes 302 amino acids. Gene Ontology annotation, biological process: U6 snRNA 3'-end processing. The record is from RefSeq and is a predicted model, not a curated record. Gene Ontology annotation, molecular function: 3'-5'-RNA exonuclease activity. Gene Ontology annotation, cellular component: nucleus. The transcript is spliced from 3 exons. Lineage: Eukaryota; Fungi; Ascomycota; Eurotiomycetes; Eurotiales; Aspergillaceae.